UGAACGCAUCACAGUCGUUAGAUCCGUCCCCCCGUUGCUAACCCUUUACCUCCAACACACUGGUUAAGUAGAGGGAAAUACUUUGGUCUGUUAGUACUUUUCUAACAAUAAUAAAGAAAUGUUGGGGAGUAUCUGGCACUAUGUCUACACGUCCUUCCUGAGGUACUGGCUGAAGUGGCUCGUCCGGCAGGCCACAGGGACCUGCGAGCUGCAGAGGAUCUGCUCCGGGUGCAAGCCAGGAGCCACAAGGACAGCAAGAGCCGAAUACUCUCUGCAGUCCUCUAAAAAUAAAGUUUUGCGAGGAGCUUUGGAGAACAGUAAGGACAGUUUAGAGAAAUGUGUGGAUCAGAUUAUGAAAGAGAAGAAUAUUAAACCCCAGAAAGACCCCCUGUUCAAGGGGAGCCUGCACGUCUGCCUGCUGCAGAUAACAGGAUACAGCAGCUUGUAUUCAUCUGUAGAAGAUUUAAGAAAGGAAGUCUUCAGCUCAGACAACCCAGAACACGAGGCCAUGCUUUUAAAGCUUUGGGACUUGUUGAUGCCAACAGUGGAGCUGGAGUCCAGAGUAACGAAGCAGUGGGGGGACAUCGGCUUCCAAGGAGAUGAUCCGAAGACAGAUUUCAGAGGAAUGGGCCUGCUAGGCCUCAUCAACCUUGUUUUUUUCAGUGAAAACUACUCAGCAGAAGCUCGCCAGGUGCUGUCUCACGCAAACCACCCUAAACUGGGAUAUUCCUACGCUAUAGUUGGCAUCAACCUGACCGAGAUGGCCUACAGCCUCCUGAAGAGCGGAGCUCUGAAACCCCAUUUCUACAAUUCAGUCCAAGGCGCACCUAAGCUCAGAGACUUCCACCAGUUAUACUGUUAUCUCGCGUACGAGUUCGACCGAUUCUGGGUGGCCGAGGAGCCGGAGAGCAUCAUGCACUUCAAUCAGUACCGAGAAAGAUUUCACAGCCUGGUGAGGGCCCGUCUGCAGGAGCCAGACGUGUCUCUCGCGCUGACCGUAGCCUCCCGUUGACGCGUUUGGACGCGUUUUACACCAAUCUCCUCGUUUACGUCCCGAUGUUCGAUGUGCUUGAAGGACACAGGGUUAUUGAAGAAGACGACCAACGACAAGCAAAACUAAGCAGUCAACCUUUUUUUUCCCCGUUUCUUCAGCUGAUACCCUAGCGGUGCUCAGUGUGUCUCGGCACCGUGACUAAUAAUGUUUUUCACGUAUUAUAGCACAAAUCUAAAAGCCCGUACCUCAACAACAACAGAAAGAAACCAUUCCAGAGAGAGUUUUGUUAAAAAAACGAGAGCUGCUGCAGAAGACUCAGGUAGAGAAGAUGAUUCAUGAGGCUUUAAGCACUUUUGGUGAUCAGUAAAAAUCGAACUACCUUGUUUCCUUGUCUUUAAAGUCGGCGUGCUCUCACCGUUUAUCCUCAGGUUAUUCACGUUUAUCUUCAGAGUCGUUGUGCAUGGCUUAAUAUCUCCCGACUCGUCGUUAAUGUUAUAAAUGCGACGCUCGUGCCCCGUUUUCAUGCAUUUUUGUUUUUAUUUUAUUUUCCAAGACUGAAUUUUUAUUGCUCCUUUUAAUUUUAUUCUUCAAAAUGCAUUCGGAGAAGAUUUGCAGUUCUGCCUGAAGUCAAUAAAUUUGGCAUUUGAAUUGAAAA
Molecule: messenger RNA, 1649 nt
Organism: Fundulus heteroclitus (mummichog)
Lineage: Eukaryota; Metazoa; Chordata; Actinopteri; Cyprinodontiformes; Fundulidae
Gene: elmod2
Product: ELMO/CED-12 domain containing 2
Exons: 9
Coding region: 119-1012 (297 amino acids)
Cellular component (GO): membrane
Molecular function (GO): GTPase activator activity
Source: RefSeq, a predicted model, not a curated record